Messenger RNA from Ylistrum balloti, 1782 nucleotides. Its product is annotated as solute carrier family 23 member 2-like. Gene Ontology annotation, biological process: transmembrane transport. The transcript is spliced from 11 exons. The coding region runs from base 1 to 1782 and encodes 593 amino acids. Lineage: Eukaryota; Metazoa; Mollusca; Bivalvia; Pectinida; Pectinidae. Gene Ontology annotation, molecular function: transmembrane transporter activity. The record is from RefSeq and is a predicted model, not a curated record. Gene Ontology annotation, cellular component: membrane.
AUGGAGAUGAAUCCGAAUUCACGGAAAGGUCCCGGAAGUGAGAGGAAAUCCGAAGCGAUGGAGAAUUCAAGCGAUGAGGUUGAACAUGACCCAACGGUUUCUUACGAGGUGAAAAAACGUAAAUUUGUUUACGAUAUCCUUGAUAAGCCGCCUAUACACCUGGUGGUAUUCUUCGGACUUCAGCAAGCUUUACUUUCCCUCUCUCUCAAUCUAACGACAUCCCUACUUGUAGCAGAUGCUGCAUGUGGCUUUGAUAAUGAACUUCUCAAGGCAGAGCUGCUAAGCACCACAUUGUUUGCCUCUGGGAUCAGUACGUUGCUUAUGGUGACGGUUGGCGUCAGGCUUCCGAUUUACCAGGGCCCGGCAAUGGCUUUCGUCACCCCAUUGGUAGCUCUGAAGAAUUUGGCUGAUUGGAAGUGUCCAAAUUCUGAAGUUGUCAAUAAUUCCACGAUCACUGACGGUUUUAACCAAACACUUAACAUAAGCACGCUGCCACCAGUCUAUGUGAGAGAGGAAGCUAUGCUGAGAUUACAAAUGAUGCAAGGCAGUUUGAUGGUAGCUGGGGUAUUUCAGACAUUGUUAGGGGUAACUGGUUUGAUUGGUCGAAUCCUAAGAUUUAUUGGACCAAUCACAGUCGUCCCUGUCCUCUUGUUGAUCGGAAUCAGUAUCUACAAAACCGCCGUCAAGUUCUGCAACGCACAUUGGGGCGUAGCUUUGUUAACAUUUGCUGUGGCUAUGGGAUUGUCACUUUAUUUGGAAGGGCGACAGACACCGAUACCGUUCUGGAAUAAAGAGCGGGGGUUUCAUAUCACUUACUAUCCUCUCCACACAGUCUUCUCAUUACUUAUAGCUAUUAUCGUGGGCUGGUUGGUCAGCAUUGUACUGACCAUGACGGGGUCACUUUCAGAUGACCCUAAAAGUGCGCAAUUCUUCGCUCGAACAGACUCAAGGGUGAAGGUCAUUGAAGAAGCAAACUGGUUCUACUUCCCAUAUCCAGGACAGUUCGGACCGCCGAGAUUCAAUUUAGAUGUGUUCGUCACAUUUUUCAUCGCCACUCUCAUAUCAGUCAUCGAUUCAGUUGGCGACUACUACGCUGUCGCGAGAAUUUGCGAUGUGCCGCCCCCACCAACGCAUGCAGUUAACAGGGGUAUUUUAGCGGAGGGGGUAAUGAGCACUGUGGCGGGAUCCUUAGGGGCUGGCCAUGCCACUACAUCAUAUGGUCCGAAUAUUGGGGCCAUCGGCUUUACCCGGGUGGCGAGUCUGCGUGUAUUUGUUGCCUGCGGAAUCACCUACAUCAUCUUCGGAGUGAUUGGGAAAAUCGGCGCCUUCUUUAUCACCAUGCCUUACUCAGUGUUAGGAGGGGUAUCAAUGGUAAGCUUCGGUAUGUUCAUUGGCUUCAACUUCGCUAAUCUGAUACCAGUCCAGCUCAAUGCCCGUAAUAUGUCUAUACUAGGGAUUGCCAUAUUCUUCGGAAUCAUGAUGCCUCAUUGGUCCAAGACUCACUCAAUCAAUACAGGAAUUUUAGACUUAGAUAGACUUCUUAACGCCUUUAUUAGUAAUACGAUGUUCACCGGCGGAUUCAUCGCAUGUGUUCUUGACAAUACAGUGUCUGGUACCCUGGAGGAGAGAGGUUUAAAAGCUUGGCUAGACGAAACGGUUGGACAAAGCCAAACACAACGAAAGAUCCAUCUGUACGAAGUUCCGUACUUACAGGAAAGACUCGGCCGAUAUAAGUGGGCGAAAUACAUACCAUUUAUGUCUGGAUACGGAAAAUCCUUGUAA